Messenger RNA from Cylindrotheca closterium, 1887 nucleotides. NCBI's taxonomy places the organism in Eukaryota, Bacillariophyta, Bacillariophyceae, Bacillariales, Bacillariaceae. The record is from the annotation of a GenBank genome assembly.
AUGGACAAGCACGAGGAUCCUUAUGAAAUUUUGGGCGUAGAGCGCGAUGCUGAUGAGUCUACUAUCAAGAAGGCUUAUUUCAAGCUGGCGCGUCUAUAUCAUCCUGAUAAGCAAGAAACUGAAGAAGAGAAACAACGAGUGAAUUCCAAGUUUGCCAAGAUAUCCGACGCAUAUGGUCUUUUGAACGAUCCUGGCAGACUGCACGAUUGGAAACAAGGCAACGGAGGACGUCCAUCUCGAUCCAGUGGCCAAAGCCGACCGCGUACCAGGUCCAAUUCCCCCAAGAAGCAGCAUCAGCGAGCUCAGAGACGACAUUCAGGAAAACGAGCACCAGCUUCUUUAUCACCGAGAAGGCAAAGUUUCGGUCCUAUUCCACAAAGAAAGACACCAAACCCUCGAACACCCCCACCUGGAGAUGUACCGCGACAUGUUCGUACAGCCAAACGUUCAGUGUCGCCCGUCCCUCCAAGAGUGAACAGUCCAACCCAACAACGAAAUUCACCACAACGAAACUCAUCGACAGGAAAACAACAGCAAUCCCGGAAUCGAAAGGGGCUUUCGCCUUCAGCACAUAGAAACCGAAGGCCCACUUCACCAUUGCCUCCUCGCAACUCUCCAGGUGCUUAUCGGCAGUCCUCGUCACCUGGUGCUCUCAGACGCAAGACAUACAAUUCCAAAUCGCCAGCAACAACCACAACCACAACAACCACGAUACCCACCAAUAAAGUCCGAAGGCCUUCGCUUCGCGGGCCUAACCCUCUGCCUUCACCACCAUCAUCGCCACCAGCAGUGAAGAGGGCAUCCUUUGUGGCAUCACCUCAAAUGAAUCCUCAUGCUGCAUUCCACCAAUCCUGGCCAUCCUCUCAGUCGCCUCCUUCCGAUCCAAUCACGACUGUCGAGAGUGCGAAAGACAUCGAGGAUGAGGAGAAGCCGAAAAAUCCAUUUCAAAUCUUGGAAUUGCAUUGGUCUGCCGACAAGGUCGAAGUCAUUAGUGCUUACCGUGAGCUGGCACAGAAGUAUCACGUUUCCAAGACUUAUGCCACGGAACAGGAACGCCAAGAGGCAGCUUGCAAAAUGGAAAAGAUCACUUGGGCGUAUGAUACCUUGCGAGAUCCCAAACAGAUGCAAGAAUGGCAACGAUACGGCAAGGCCAAAGGACCUGACAAUGAUUCUUCCGCUAGCAAGUUCCAUGACAGCAUGAACAGUAGCAAAGGAGGAGGAUGGUUUCCAUUCCGCACCGGUCGGGGCAAGGGUGACGAUGAAGAUGACGACGCUUCAUUGAUUGGCGAGGAUGAUGCAACAGAUUCCAAGAGCAACAUGCGCAGCAGUAGUUCGGCUGUCAGUAAACGCAAGAAAAGUGCCAGCCGCCGACCCAACGCCUCCUCUCCAGAUCGAAAAGACAAAAAGAAGAUAUCGUUGUUGGCUACUUUGGGCUUUCCUGGACAACACAAAGACGGUAGUCCAAAACAAGAUGGGAAAGAAAAGAAGAUAUCUCGAUUCUCCAAAUUUAGGUUCACCGGUCGAAAAGAAGACGAAAGUGUGUCAGAAAAUGCAGAGAACGAAGCACCCGAAGACAUUCCAUCGAUUGAUCCAAUGGAAGAGGAAACGUCGGUGAAAAAGAAGAAGAAGAAAAAGAAAAAAAAGAAGAAGGUAUCGACUGGUGAUGAUGAAAAUGCUGGCGAUGCUGACGAUGAGCAAAGUAGGAAAACAAAAACGAAAAAGAAGAAGAAAAAGAAAAAGCCCAAGAGUCCAAAACCUGUUGAUUAUACUUGGAAACGAGAGGAGAGUAAACUUGUUAUGGAACAUUCGAAUCGAACCGACAAUGAAACCUUUGAGAGUUCUGGUUCAAGUAUAGAAGAGGAGCAUCCAAUCAUGCUGGCCGAAUGA